Anas platyrhynchos (mallard) is the source of this 9878-nucleotide messenger RNA. It is a transcript of the gene GFRA1, whose product is annotated as GDNF family receptor alpha 1. Lineage: Eukaryota; Metazoa; Chordata; Aves; Anseriformes; Anatidae. Gene Ontology annotation, cellular component: external side of plasma membrane; signaling receptor complex. Gene Ontology annotation, biological process: nervous system development. Gene Ontology annotation, molecular function: signaling receptor activity. The record is from RefSeq and is a predicted model, not a curated record.
GGGACAAGGAGCGGCGGCCACCCCGGGGCCGGCAGGGGGAGGUCGCCGCCGCCGGGCCCCUGUGGAGGCGUGGGCAGGAGGGAAGCCGGGCAUCGCCCUGCCCCUAACUCACUCGCUCGAGCUGGCGGCUUCCCCUCAGAAACCCACCCGGGUCGCCCCCUGCCCGCCCGGCUUCCCCGGGCAAAGUUUCUCGGAGGUGGCGGCGCCGCACCUGCCCCUGCCAAAGAAGCCCCAGCCCCGGCGGCGGAGGAGGCGAGGGGUGGCACCGCCGGCAGGCGAAUAAAUAAAGUUGCGGGUUUGGGGAGGGGACGAGCACCCUGGGGAGCCUUCGGCGGGGCUGUCAGCGGCUCGCCCCGGGGCUCGUUCUCCCCCCCACCCCCGCCCCGUGCACGCCCGGUCCCUCCCCGGGAAGAGGCGCUGCCCACCCGAGGAGGCGCCCGGCGCCGGUGCCCCGCUGCCGCUGCUCACUCGCACACAGCCACAGCCGGGCGUGCACUUCUCGGCGCCCCCGCUAAGUCAGCCCUGGUGUUUUCAGGUUGCUCAGACCUGAAACCUAAGGGAAAAAAAAAAAAAAAAAAAGAAUUAAAGGCAAAAAGCUCAGCCGCUCAGCUUUUGCGUCGCUGCUCCCGCCGCCGGGGGUGGGAGCGGUGAAGAGGAGAGAGGUGGUUUUCUAUUUUUUUUUUUUUAUUUAUUUUUUUUAACCUCCCUCGAUUUCAAUGGAUGUGAACUUGGAGUCUUUGGACCUCGGAGGUUUUGGAAUAUCUACCCGCUGAUCCUUUUUGUUGUGGCACAGCAGCUCGUUUGGGGAAACCAUCCGAAGACAGCAAGAUGUUUCUCGCUCUCUUGUACUUCGCUUUGCCCUUAGUGGAUGUACUUCUGUCCGCAGAAGUGAGCGGGCUGGCUGGAGGGGACCGCCUGGACUGCGUGAAAGCCAGCGAUCAAUGUCUGAAGGAGCAGAGCUGUAGUACUAAAUACAGGACACUGAGGCAGUGUGUAGCUGGCAAAGAGAGCAACUUCAGCCGGGCGACAGGCCUGGAGGCGAAGGACGAAUGCAGAAGCGCCAUGGAGGCUCUCAAGCAGAAAUCUCUGUACAACUGCCGCUGUAAGAGGGGCAUGAAGAAGGAGAAAAACUGCCUGCGCAUUUACUGGAGCAUGUACCAGAGCUUACAGGGAAAUGACUUGCUUGAAGAUUCCCCCUAUGAACCAGUUAACAGCAGACUAUCAGACAUAUUCAGGCUAGCACCAAUUGUAUCAGUGGAGCCAGUACUUUCAAAGGGGAACAAUUGCUUGGAUGCAGCAAAAGCUUGUAACCUAAAUGAUACCUGCAAGAGGUUCAGAUCUGCUUACAUAACCCCCUGCACCAGCAGCACGUCUAAUGAAAUCUGUAACAAGCGGAAGUGUCAUAAGGCCCUCCGGCUAUUUUUUGACAAAGUUCCCCCAAAGCACAGCUACGGGAUGCUCUUCUGCUCCUGUCGAGACGUAGCCUGUACAGAGAGGAGACGGCAGACUAUUGUUCCUGUGUGUUCAUAUGAGGACAGGGAGAAACCAAACUGCCUGAAUUUACAAGAAUCCUGCAAGAAGAAUUACAUCUGCAGAUCUCGCCUUGCAGAUUUUUUCACAAACUGCCAGCCUGAGUCACGGUCUGUUAGUAGCUGUCUGAAGGAGAACUAUGCUGACUGCCUCCUCGCUUACUCGGGGCUUAUUGGCACAGUGAUGACACCAAACUACAUAGACUCUAGUAGUCUCAGCGUUGCCCCAUGGUGUGACUGCAGCAACAGCGGUAAUGAUAGAGAUGAAUGCCAGAAAUUUCUGAAUUUCUUCCAGGACAACACAUGCCUUAAAAAUGCAAUUCAGGCCUUCGGCAAUGGUACUGAUGUGAAUGUGUGGCAGCCAAUCUUACCAGUACAGACCACCACAGCCACAACUACGACAGCUUCCAGACUUAAAAACACAGGUUCAGAGACCACCAACAAUGAAAUACCGGCUCACAAUGAUUCACCAGCAUGUGCAAACCUGCAGGCACAGAAGAAGCGGAAAUCCAAUGAAUCCGUAGAUACAGAGCUCUGUCUUAAUGAGAAUGCUAUUGGGAAAGACAACACAGCAGGAGUCUCCACCAGUCACAUAUCUUCAGAGAAUUCAUUUGCUCUUCCUACAAGCUUCUACGCAAGCACACCUCUCAUUCUGAUGACAAUUGCACUCUCACUCUGUUUGUUCCUAAGCUCAUCAGUCGUCUUGUAGCUGCAUUACAAAAGGACGUGUAAAAAAAAAAAAAAAAUCUGUUUCCUGUCCUCUGUUGUUUAUCUGGAAUUCCAGGUCUGGGGGCUAAGCUGAGGCACUCCUGCUAGAACAGUUUCAGUCAGCUGGAAAUUUUUUUUUCUCUCUAAAAAAGCUUCUUGUGAUAUUUAGAGGCUUUGUGAAAUACUUGGUGCAGUGCUACAUUCCAAACCCAAAAGGCUUUUGGGCAUGCAGUGUUUUAAAGAGACAGUGUGUAAAUUUGCCUGUAAAGCAAGCUGGUUGGAUUAUUUUAAUAAUUACGUUAAUUCUAGCCUUUACCCAAGAAGGAGGAUGGCAGUUUUUCUUAAGAUCCUAUUUAUCUCAUUGAAUAGUUUUGGUUUUCAAAUUGAUUGAACUUCAGACUAUCAAGGAUGCCAGGCUUUUGUCUAACGGUGAAUGUUCUCCCAGAGAGUGGACUUUAUGAAACUUCCUCAUUUGAUAAAUUGCUACUGAUGUUAAACUCUUUCAGUGUAUUAGCAUUUUCCUCUUUAAAUGUUUAUGUACUGUAAGUGAUUCUGCAUUCCCUGCUGAGAAGCCAUUAUAAUUCACAUACAGGUAUAAUGUAUGUCUUUCAGUUAAAUUCUCAUAAAAAUAGAGUGUGGCAUAGAACUUUCUAACAGUACAUUUAUCUUUUAAUUAUAAUCAUCUAGCCUUAACAAGGGUGAAGAUUCUAUAAAUUAACAAGAAGCAGCCAUUGUGAAAGCUUCAUAAACAUAUAUUUCUUUAAAUUCAUGGAUGAGCAGUAGAAACAAGUUUUGCUACAGGAGUUCAGCUAUACAGCUGCUGGUCUUCUCUGCUUCUGUUGUGAUACUAUAGUCCAGUUAUUAUAUUUUUCUUAAUAAAAAAAGAUACACAAUUUAUUUGCUCUACUAAAACAGCACUAUCUGUUUAUACAUAGCUGAUAGUGUCAGCUCAGAAAGUUACAGGAACUUCAUGCCUUACUUCUCUUAUCACAACAUUGUAGAGGGAAAAGAUGCAGUGGUACGAUAACUGAGUUUCAUCUCUGAGAUGGCUAAAACCAACACGGAAGGAUGGUUGAUCCAAUUACAAGGCAGCAUCAUGCACACUCACCCAUGUGACAGGCUUUUCUCAUCAUAGUAGUUCUUACUGCAGCCCAUGGGAUUGCUGGCAUGAUGAACUGUUUGCAAGACCUAUUCCUUAAACAUUGUAAUGGUUUGGAUGCCAAUAUUGCCGGUAUGCAAGAUUUGAACACUUUGGUUUUCAUUCAGUGACGUUGACAGCCACUGCUGGCUGCUGGUUUUCUGUGGUAUUUAGAAGGGAUUCUUUAAAGCUUUAAGUGUCAUCAAAUAGGCAACAUUUCUCCUUACGGCUGUCCUUAUACCUUACUGUGAUGGCUUGGUGACUGUUACAAGCAGUUAUAUCUAAAUGAUCAACAGUAAUCAGAUUUUGUUUUUCCUGGAAGUAGGAGAUAACGUGACCAAGCAAAGAGUUCAUCAUGUUGAAUUUUCAUAUUUACAUUGAGACUCACACAAUUAUGCACAGGCCUGCUUUGAAAUGUCUGGAUCAGUUAUUUGCAAUACAACUAUAAGGUACAAAUUACUGGUUUAUAAACUGCAAUGAAGUUUGAGAGUAUGCAAAGUACACAUCUUACUAUGAGAUGAUUAAACCUAUUGACAAGUUCAUCUUUUGAGCUUUUUCUUAGCUAAUAAUAAACACUUUCAGAAAUUCUAAAAUUCACUUAUGUACUCUUGAUUAUGGUCACAUAAUAUAGGUUUCAAAGCACUGUGUAUGUGAUAGAAUUCUAGGAUGCCAUGUGCCACUGAACAUAACAAAUUAGACAAUAUUACUUUUUAAUUCUGUGCUGAUAAGAAACUGCAAAUUACUUUCAAAGGCAUCAGAGCUGCUUUUGAAGAAUAUAUAGCAUAUCAUUACCAGCAAAGCCCAUGUGGUUCCUGUUGCUCUUCUUGUGGAAGCUAAUCAAAUUAUUGAAAACUAGUGACAACAGAAAAAAGAUUAUGAGAUUCAUGAUUUUAAAAAAAUAAAUCAAAUUAUUUUAUGUCAAAAGGAACUGAUAGUAUAACCUAUUGAAAUGGUAAUGAGCAUAGUGUUAUAAUUCAAAAGUCUGACAUUAUCCAAUUAAAAUAUUUUCAAAACAAAUUCAUAAACAUUACAAUUAUUAAAUCCAUCUUUGAUCCACAAAGCUUUCUUUAAAAUAUCAUUUGUAUUCAGCACAUUAAACAUUUUAAGCAGUAUCAGGAAUUUUAAUAACCUCCCAGUAUAGUGCAUACCUUUUUGAAGAUUUUAUACAUUUGGUUUGAUUAUGGUGUCUCUAUUACAUUUAAUACAAAUUAUUAGAGCUUUGACACUGUGUGAUCCAGAAUAAAAGCUGUUGAUCACUUGUACUGUAAACAACAACCUAAUUAGCUUCUGAUUACAAAAGAAAUUGCUAGUUAUCUGAUUCAAUGAGGGUUACCUUUGGAAAUGCAAUUAUGGAUAUAGUAGAGGAAGAAAUGCCAUUUUAUACAGCUAGCCAUGUUACCACAAACAACACAGAGCACUCAAGCUUUCUUUCCUGUAUAAAUUAAAAGCAUACUGAAUUCUUAAUUAAAAAAAAUAAAUUGCUUAUUAAACAGGCAAGAGGGAAAAAACCCUAAGAGUCUGACACUUAAUGAGGUUUUACAGGCAUCACCAUGCAAAUAUUGGAAGAUUUUUAGAAAUUGGAUGUGGUGUGGAUGAUGUCAAUUUAGCAUGGUGACCUUGUCAGUGCAGUCAUUUGCUACAGAACUGAAGUAUGCAAAUUGUUUCACUUUUUCCCUUUCUGACGACUAAAAUGCCAUGUGUUUAGUGCUCAGCCGACAAACUGGACGUUACGUAGUAUUUUAACACAUUGAUUUUAUCAAUAUACCAAUAAUAUAGGAACUGUCCAAAUACAGGAUGUACAUACAGAUGACCUACAGUUUAGAUUGUGAAUUUAACCAAUUCAGUUAUGUUUAAAUUAAAUCAUGGGCUACCAUAAACAUUUACAAAUCAUCUUUUUCAUUGAACGUAAUAGAACAGACGUUGUCAUUAGUAUUAUUCCCUAAUAGUGUGUAUACACUGCCAUGUUAAAUAACCUGAUUAUCGUGUCUUAUGUUCCUCCUUAAAAGUAGUACACAGAAAGACAAAAAUAAUUCUGAACUGAAAUAUAUGGCUAAUGUUCUAAGCUAUUUAACAUACGUAUUAAUUCCACAAACUAGUUCAAUGAAAGAGGCAACGAAGAUGAGCCUUUCAGUGGAAAUAAUCAUAAUUAAGGGUGGGGGGACCAGUGCAGACAGUGAUAUCCACCACUGUGCAGUGGUCCUGCACCCGUGUCUGUGUAGUGGUAUGGUGAGGAACAAGGAGCACAGACCUUGUUUCACCAACUUUUCACUCAUUAUCCUCGCUGUCUUCAGGGGAAUGGGGAGAGAGGUGCUGAGCAGUCUGGAGGAACCAUCUAUCCAUUGCCACUGGGGCACUGCCACUUCCUAUUGAACUCUUUCAUUUCUACUUUGUCAUUAGGAAGAAUUGGGAGGAACAGGAAUUCUUAAUUAUUUUAAAGCAUUUGUAACUCUGUCUGGAGACCUAUUUCCAGCCCAUUUUCUUUUAAUGAAGUUGUAUUCCAGUAAGACCCAAACUUUUAAAAAUGAGGCUGUUUUAAUUUGAGGAAUGCUACAGUUUGUUGGUAGUUUGAAAACAUGAAAAUAUACUUGCUAAGCCUAUGUAAUUAGGCUGGAAACAAAGAAAACAGAGAAGGAAUCACCUUGAAAUCUCAAUAUAAUCCUAAUUUUAUUUUUUUUUGGCUUAAUCACGAUGGAAGGGAGAUGGUGAGAAACCAGUGAAGAAGACCAAAACUCAGAAGAGCUCACUGAAGGGACAUAAAAUUGGGUAUGUCAAGUGACAUGAGUGUCUCAUACUUAGCACUGGGAUUUGUUGAAAUAGAAGAGCUGGAUUCUGUUAGGACAAGAAACUCCAUCGGAUCAAGCAGUAAAAGAUGGAAGAAUGAGCAGAUAUUUGUACAGCAAUUAUAACUUUCUUUCAUAAAAUGCGAUUGUUUGUCUUCAACAAUGAUGUGGAUCUACCUCAUUGAAAAAUACACAUUCACUGACAGAACUUCUGCAUUAAAUUUGUUCUGGAUAAAUUCAUCUGAGCUAAAGGGCCCCCCCCAAGGCUGUUUUAUAGCAGUGAGGUUAUUCAGGUUCUACCUGAUGUCCAUGACAUCAAAUAGAAAUAUAGUUGAUUCUGAUGAACUUGGCAGAGAAAUUAAUCCAGUGACUUGUUAAAUAUUUCUCAUCUUUAAAUAUUUGCUUUUUCUUACCAGCUCCAUUCUUCAUAUGACAUUUCAAUUAAUGGCUCUUUCAGCUUCUCCUUUCAGUUUGGAAGGUCAUUUUUUCCAUAUUCUACAGUCAUCCACUUUCUCAUAAAAGAUUUUUUUUUUCCUCGGUGGUUUUGUUUGUUUGUUUGUUUUAUAAUUACAGCCUCCUGUUCUGGGAAAAAACAAACAAACUGUGGUCAGGAAUAUGUCUCUGCUGAACUACCAACAUCUUUUUGGGGGGAGGGAAUUGCAAGUUCCUAUUUUAUCUGUUUAGCGCUAGUUUGACUGGUACAAGCUAAAACAUGAAGUUUCUGUUCCCCAGAUGGAAUUUAAAAUUUAGUUUGAUACUGAAUAAGGCUUAAAAAGUUUUAAAGUUUCACAAUCUCUCAGAAAUAUUUAAAUAUUUUUAAUGUAUUUUCUGCUUGGAAUUUCAGUCAAAUAGAUAGUGUCACAAAAUAGUAUUUUUUUUUUCAAAAAUAAGAAGUUUCCUUGUGAAAUUUAAACGUGUCCAUUUGAAGAUAAAAAAUCAGGGAGGGUGAUGAAUUCCCAUUUUUUAAUUCAAUAUUGUCUCCACUUUCAUAUACCUUUGUUCCAUGUUUUCUUCAUCUGGGUAUGUUUGCCUUCAGGGGAUGGUUAUACUUAAUAGGUAUAUUAGAUGUGGUCAGGUCAAUAAUCAGAAGCUAAAUCCCAUAGCUCCUACUCAGAAGCUGUCUCUUUUAGCAUUCAUAAAAGACGGAGCAAGAAAUUCAAGAUGUAGCCUGCAGAUUAUCUGAAGUUUAAAAGAGCACAGAAUCAAACAAUUUCUCCAUAGCAUUUCUUAUCAAUAUGCACUGUGGUAUUAUAAUUUGGUGCCAUCUAGACUAAUCACUGAAGUUCUCUGAACACAUUUGACCAGAGCAGCUGCAGCUUCUGCUGUUUUACCUUUGCUCUGUCAUACAAAGAGGCAAUUGCUACCUAGAUUACAGCAGCCAAACCUGAUCUCACUUCAGCAAGGGUUGGUUCCUCUAACCCAAUUUUCCCCUGCUCUUAGCAAUUCCAACACAUGCUAAUUCUUUUGCACUUCCUUUUAAUCUCUCAGAAGGAUAAUUUUCUAGAAGUUGUAUAUGUAAGAGCAAUUUUCGUCAAAUUUCUCCUGUUAAAAUACUACAAUUGGCUUUGUUCCUUGUGGACUUCUAUCCUACAAAGCAUCAACUAGCCCUUGUUCAGCACCUUCAGUGCUUAUGAAACUGAACAGCAGUUUGGGGGAAUUGCCUUCCAGUAAAUGAGGCCAUGCUUGUUUUCAGGCUUCCUCAAGCCACUCAUUCCAAGAAUUGAUGGUGUGAGUAAACAAACAUACGUCGUGUUACAUGGUGUUGUGGCAGUGUGCUGCUCCCCAUGUCGGCUGGCUCGUGUCAAGCAGUUCACCAGUGUUGGCACCAAGAUGCAGAGUUCCUCAUGGCUCCUUCUGCUGGACACUGCUUUGACAGUAGGAGAGGAUGUGCAGUUCUAAGUGCAAAAAUAUUAUACCUUAUAUUGAUGUAUUGAUGUGUGAAAUACAUCCCCAGCCCCGCUUCCUCUUCUAAAUCCAUUCGUUAGCUCCAGCUCUUUAGCUGGUCCACACAGAGUAAGAAGUUGAUUUUGACCACUGCAUUUGUCUUUAGGUAGGAAGUUUAAAAGGUACAAAAGCUGAACCUCAUAGAUUUACUGGACCUCAGGGAGACAUAAACUCCUUCCAGCACAGAAGCCAGCAAAUCUGCUGAAACUAUGGCAUAAUUUUCAAAAUAAAAUUAAACAUCAUGGUCCUCUCCUAAGAAUGCUUAUGGAAAAGGAUAUAUAUGAAAUAAGGUAACAUUUAUCAAAAACAGGAGAAAGCCUGAAGAUGCAGAAAUUGCUGGAGCCACUGUUCAUUUUAGGAGAUACUGCAGGGAACACACUGCUGAGAAAUAGAAAUAUAUGUCCUGGUGGGUAGAAGGCAGGUAGACAAAUCAUAGUUUGUGUUUUUGUUGACAUUGUGAUUUGGCCCAUGGAAACUAUUCCCCUUUUAAGAGCUGAAGUGAUUCUCACGGGAGUAUGCUAUCGAAAACACAGCUGAUGGGAGCACAGCAUCGCCUUCCCACACCUCAAGCAGGGUCACUGUUAAUGACUGCAUGCUUUGGGUUAGGACAGGCACGUUAACCCUUGGGUGAAGUUGAUUUGAGAAGGCUGUUUGUAAAGAUUGAUAGAGGUGGAACAGAGCCCCACAGUGGAUUGCGUCUGGCAGUUGGGAGUGCACAACCCAGGCUGAGCUGAGUUUAUCAAGAAAAUAGGAGUAACAAUUGAAGGAAAAUAUGGUCUUGAAUUUUACAUUGCGUCCUCUCUGGGAAGGUCACAGCAGAAGUGAGGGAUAAAACCAACCUCUUAACACUUACCGAUACCUUUCACUGUUUCUGGGUAAGAAAAUAUAAAUAAGUCGUGAAGUUAGGCAGUGGAAGAAAUCACUUCAAAGCACUGCAACACAGGAGAUUUAACUGGUGGCAAUUAUUAAUCUCCAUCUUCUCCCCUCCCCCAGAGUUAUUGCUACUGAGUUUGAUUAACAGGGUUUGUAUGAUGUUUUGUGUGGCAUUACUUAGUGCUGAAAUGAUUAGCUGUGAUUAAUGCUGUUCAUGCCGGGAAGGUGUAUGUUUCUUUCACUUGAGGAUAUGUCUAAGUUUGUAUUUCUUUUGUGUAAAGUGCAUGUAGACAAGAGCUGCAGCGAAGAGGAAAUAGCACAGGAAGGUUCGGGUAUAAGUAAUUUUGGGUAAUAAAGGGAUUAAUUGUGGGUAGGCAGAAAGGAUACAGGUAGGGGAAACUGGUAGCGUUUGGACCCAGGAAGACUGGCAUUCACUGUGAACUGAGGAUAUCCAAUGUUAGCAUUUUUUGUUUAUUUCUUUUUUUCCUUUUUUUUUUCUUUUUCUGUAUUUUUUUUCCCCAAAUUAUCUGCCUAGAACAUGCUUCCAUUUUCUGGAGGAAAUUAUUACACAAAUAGUUACCUUCUUGUGUAAAUUCUAUGUUGUCUUAUGGAUUUCUGUACAUCUCACUGCAGGUUAUUAUGUGUCAGGUCUUCAGUCAUAAUGGCUGGUAAUUUGUUGUAAAAAAAAUAAAAAUAAAAACACUGUUCACUUGUUCCUGUUGACUUAGACGUUGCUCUAAGGACAUUGCUUUUUGGACCAUUCACACUUCAGAAGUCAAGUCAUGAUGUUUGGCAUUUUCUGUUAGCAUAAUUCUCCUGCAUUACUAUUGUACAUAUCCAGAAAACAAUCCCUCUCAAUAAACAUUAUUCUCUUUUUUAUUAAAAAGCAUGUUUUUGUGAGAAAAA